Molecule: messenger RNA, 498 nt
Organism: Aphanomyces invadans
Lineage: Eukaryota; Oomycota; Saprolegniomycetes; Saprolegniales; Verrucalvaceae
Exons: 1
Coding region: 1-498 (165 amino acids)
Source: RefSeq, a predicted model, not a curated record
AUGCCGACGGACAACAAUGCCAUCUCAUGGCGAUGGACACUUGCACCGACAGCCCAAGACACUAAAUUCGUCCAAUACGAUUCGGCUUCUGCGCCAUCGUCUACUUCGUACUCGGACGACGCGGCCAUGCUCGUCCCAUCCGACGACCAACACGCCGCGUUGGCCGACCGCAAUCAAAUGCUCAAUUUUGGUCGACCAGGAUACGAGCACGAGUGGGCCCCCACUGAACACCAAGCGUCAGAAACCCUCGCUAUGUCCACAGAAAUGGCUUCUCCACUUGCCCUGGCCAGAGCGUGGUCGGAAGAGCUGGUGCAGAGCUUGUGGACACCCCCGCAAAUGAACUCCCAGGUCGCCCUGGAAGGAGCUGUCGUUGUGGGUUUCGUGGCCAUUGUAGCGCUGGUCGUGACCCGCAUCUACAUCCCCUCUGCCCCGAUAUCGAUGUCGUCCUUCGGUGACCAAGACGACGAGUUCGACGAUGUGUACCACCCGCUUCUCUAG